Ipomoea nil (Japanese morning glory) is the source of this 1470-nucleotide messenger RNA. RefSeq names its product actin-like. Lineage: Eukaryota; Viridiplantae; Streptophyta; Magnoliopsida; Solanales; Convolvulaceae. Bases 130 to 1263 code for a protein of 377 amino acids. Gene Ontology annotation, cellular component: cytoplasm. The transcript is spliced from 5 exons. The record is from RefSeq and is a predicted model, not a curated record.
AAUAGCCUAAAAGGGAGUACAAUAUAAGCAAAAUUGUGGAUACAAUGAAUGGACAAAAAACAAUUGCGACCCACGGACCACUCAACGACCCAGAUGGUCUAGCCCGACAUGUGCGGUUUUUGAUUGAAGAUGGCAGAAGGUGAGGAUAUUCAGCCGCUUGUUUGUGAUAAUGGGACUGGAAUGGUUAAGGCUGGAUUUGCUGGGGAUGAUGCUCCCAGGGCUGUGUUUCCAAGUAUUGUCGGUCGCCCACGCCACACCGGUGUGAUGGUUGGAAUGGGCCAGAAAGAUGCUUAUGUUGGGGAUGAAGCUCAAUCCAAGCGUGGUAUCCUAACUCUCAAGUACCCGAUUGAGCAUGGCAUUGUGAACAAUUGGGAUGACAUGGAGAAGAUUUGGCAUCAUACUUUUUAUAAUGAACUUCGCGUGGCACCAGAGGAGCACCCCGUGCUGCUAACUGAGGCGCCUCUUAACCCAAAGGCUAACCGUGAGAAGAUGACCCAAAUCAUGUUUGAGACAUUUAACGCCCCUGCAAUGUAUGUUGCCAUCCAAGCUGUUCUAUCUCUAUAUGCCAGUGGUCGUACCACAGGUAUUGUGUUGGACUCUGGAGAUGGUGUGAGUCACACUGUCCCAAUCUAUGAAGGAUAUGCUCUGCCACAUGCCAUCCUACGUAUUGAUUUAGCCGGUCGUGAUCUCACUGACAAUCUGAUGAAAAUCUUAACCGAGCGUGGGUACUCAUUUACCACAUCAGCGGAGCGUGAAAUUGUGAGGGACAUGAAGGAGAAGCUGUCAUAUAUAGCUCUAGAUUUUGAACAGGAACUGGAAUCGUCAAAAACUAGCUCUUCCGUGGAGAAGAGCUACGAGCUGCCGGACGGGCAGGUGAUCACCAUCGGCAAUGAGCGUUUCCGGUGCCCGGAGGUGCUUUUCCAGCCUUCCAUGAUCGGAAUGGAAGCCGCGGGGAUCCACGAGACCACCUACAACUCCAUCAUGAAGUGCGAUGUUGACAUCAGGAAGGAUCUUUAUGGAAAUAUUGUCCUUAGCGGUGGCACCACCAUGUUCACCGGGAUUGCUGAUAGAAUGAGCAAAGAAAUCACUGCCCUCGCCCCAAGCAGUAUGAAAAUCAAGGUUGUUGCUCCACCUGAAAGGAAGUACAGUGUCUGGAUUGGAGGCUCCAUUUUGGCAUCUCUGAGUACUUUCCAGCAGAUGUGGAUUGCAAAGGCAGAGUAUGAUGAAUCCGGUCCCUCAAUUGUCCACAGGAAGUGUUUCUAAUUGUUAGAGAAAAAAUUUAAUUUAUCUCUUUUCUUUCUCCCUUAUUCGUUUCAUCUCCAUGUUGUUUGCUAUUAGAACAACGGCCGGAGAAUGUUUAGAAAUGGUAGGAUAAAAAUCCAGAUUCUGGAUGUUACUUUUUUGUUUUUCAUGUCUGGUUGUUGAACCUUUUCCUAUAUAUAUAUAUAUACAGUUAAAUCGUUCCGUUUA